Messenger RNA from Dictyostelium discoideum AX4, 1107 nucleotides. RefSeq lists its product as hypothetical. The transcript is spliced from 4 exons. Bases 1 to 1107 code for a protein of 368 amino acids. Lineage: Eukaryota; Evosea; Eumycetozoa; Dictyosteliales; Dictyosteliaceae. The record is from RefSeq and is a predicted model, not a curated record.
AUGAAUAUUCAAAACGACAAAGAAAGACUCUUAAAUGGGAGUAUUGAUGAAAUAGAAAUUAUUACAACCGAUAACAAUGAAAAUGAUACAAUUAGAAAUGAUGAUAUUCUUAAAAAUUCUCAACUAAGAGAACAACAACAACACCAACAAAUUCAACAACAAAUUCAACAACAAAAAAAAGAAUCUAGUUUAAGUACUAUUGCAUCAGUAAUUGCAUUUUAUUUCUUUAUUUCAAUUUCAUUAGUAUUUUUAAAUAAAAUAUUAUUAUCAGAUUUUAAAUUUGAAUAUCCAUUAUUCAUAACAUGGUAUCAACAAAUCAUUUCAUUUGUAUCAAUUUAUAUAAUGACAUCAAUAAGUAAGAGUGUACCAGCAUUAUCAUUUUUACCAGAAUUUGAAUUUAAAUCAGCAACUGCAUCAAAGGUGUUACCAGUAACUGCAGUUUUAACAGGUAUGGUCAUUUUUAAUAAUCUUUGUUUAGAAUAUGUUGAAGUUUCUUUUUAUCAAGUAGCAAGAUCUUUAACAAUUUGUUUUUCACUCAUUUUAACAUAUAUUGUACUCAAAAGUAAGACAUCAUAUAGAGCAACAAUGGCAUGUUUAGUAGUAUUCCUUGGAUUUGUUUUAGGUAGUGCAGGUGAGGUUAAUUUUUCAUGGUUAGGUAUUAUCUUUGGUUUAUUAUCAAGUUUUUUCGUUGCUUUAUAUUCAAUUGCAGUUAAAAGAGUGUUACCAGCUGUUGAUGGUAAUGAAUGGAGAUUAUCAAUUUAUAAUACAGCAAUUUCAAUUGGUUUAAUCUUCCCAUUAAUUUUAGUAUCAGGUGAAGCCAAUACAAUUUUAGAUGAACCAUUAUUAUAUUCAGGUACAUUUUGGUUCUAUAUGACAGUUGCAGGUUUAAUGGGUUAUUUGAUUAGUAUCUCUGUUUUCAUGCAAAUUAAACAUACAAGUCCAUUAACAAAUACCAUUUCAGGUACUGUUAAGGCUUGUGUACAAACUAUUUUAGCAGUUGUUUUUUGGGGUAAUCCAAUUUCAACUCAAAAUGCUGUUGGUAUUUUAUUAGUAAUCGGUGGUAGUUUUUGGUAUUCAAUGCAAAGAUUCUUUGAAAUGAAAAAAUAA